GAACUGAAGUGGGAAGGAAUUAGUAGUCUAAAUAACUUUCAGUUUGAUGAGAAUGGUGUCACAUCUUGGCAAUCAUAUUCAAUAGGCGAGGGACAAUUUUUACCUUGGUCAAAGUUUGAAGUUCAUGGAAGAAUUUAUCGAAAAUGGUUAUCAAACACGUUUUCUGGAAAUGGUUUCAAAGAAGUCAAGGUGAAGAAAGAACCAAGGAUUGAUGUSACGAAAACAUGUAACAAAGGGGAUAACUCAGUGACGUCAUCGAGUGAAGACUCAAGUGAUUCACAUGAUGCCAUCUUUACUUGCCCCAGAGAAGGCUGCGUCAAAGUCUAYYAAAGCUAUGGUAAACUUGAAUKKCACAUGGAAUAUGGAAAAUGCGAAUAUAAGAUCGAAAGAGAGUCUCUAUUUAACAAGGYUWAAGUCCUAUAUGCUGAUAAACUGCUAGUUGGCCAUGGCGYUAAGCCGGAUGUCGGCCAUGUAAACCCAGGGUUUGAUCAGAACGUUCAAACCACUAAUGAAACACUUCCUCGAGGCUGGGCCCUUCGAGUUAAGAAAAAGGCGUCACGAUUUACACCAAAACAGAAGGAGUUUCUUGRUGAGAAAUUUCAACUGGGCGUCAAAACCGGRAAGAAAUAUGAUCCCUUGCAAGUGUCUCUGGAGAUGAGGGUAGCGAAAGACGAUGACGGGGGUCGUAUUUUUAGUGUCGACGAAUUCCUUUCGGCAGACCAGAUAAAAGGAUAUUUUUCCAGGGUAUCAUCAAAGAGAAAGCGAGCUCAUGAUAAUGAAGAGACGGAGAGAAAACAAGCUUCUGCAAUAUCCGAGGAGAUGGUGUUAGAAGACAUGCGUCAAAUGGUGGAUCGAAAUGUUCAGUUAACUCAUCCAAUUAUAAUUGAUGGUCACAACAUUUGUAAYCUUGCGAAAAACCAGAAGUUGAGCAAACUUUCAGUCUCAAUACUCAAGAGCUUGUGUGAAACACUUGAAGUAAAUUUGUCCGAAGUAGGUUCGGGAAAAAGAAAAGCGCCAUACAUUUCAUCAAUCGAAGAAUUUGUGGCGACCUGCUCCUGCAUGAGGCAAUAAA
Messenger RNA from Exaiptasia diaphana, 1072 nucleotides. RefSeq lists its product as uncharacterized. The record is from RefSeq and is a predicted model, not a curated record. Lineage: Eukaryota; Metazoa; Cnidaria; Anthozoa; Actiniaria; Aiptasiidae. The transcript is spliced from 2 exons. The coding region runs from base 355 to 1071 and encodes 238 amino acids.